GAUAGAACUAGCCAAGGAGAGACACUGAACCGUGGGAAAAGCUUGACGAGAGGAACAGAGAGAGAGAAAGAUAAUGAACAAGCGGCGGCGCAUGCCGUAGCCACGGCCCCCAACUUGCUCUAAACUCGUGCAGCCUGUCGCUGUCGGUCGAAUUUUAAUGGCGGCUCAUUCCGAUUCCCUGUUUAGUGUUAUUAUCAAGUAACGAAACGGUAUUUAUACUCUUUACGCGUUACUACAAGACAUAAUAAGGAGUUCCAUUAAGUCUAAACCGUGCGUUUCGUUGUUUCAUCGUUCGGAUACUAUAUCAGAGACCUGUAUCAAGGACAUAGUGAGUGCAUAUCCGCGAUGUGUCGUAGCGACUCUGGCGUACGAACAUUCCAUCGUGUAGUCGUAUUAUACACUUUGGCUUUUUCAUGAAAAGGGUUGACUCUACGUGAUAAAUCGAACUUGUUUCCUUUUAUUUUAAUUCGUUGUAUAUAUGAAAUUUUCGUGAAUCAAGGGGAAAGGAAGGAAAGUUAACACAAGCUGACUGAUGAUCAUAUCAGAUCGAGCGAAUCGAAGCUGCGAGCUUUUUUCAUGCUGGAGACGAUUAUUGACAAGGAGUAGAAUAUCCUUGCCUUUGUGCAAAGACACUGGCCUUAACUGUCAAGUGCAGCUAUGCUGCUCACACUAAUGAAGGGCGGUGCGUGCAACGGUGUUACUCAAAAAGUGUGGAGGAGCCAUCUGCCCUAGCCUGACAUCGUCGUCGAAAUGUUUUAGUAUCGAAAUCGAGGUGCCGGGCAAUGUGCAUCAUGUCGGUGCCUGGAUACAUGUGUAAUUGGUAGUACUAUAUUGAUACUGGCCUUCUACCAGUGGGACAAAUACCCUUAUUAUAUUUUCUAAGCUUCCUACCCUAGACUUGUACAUGCACAAACGCACACGCAUAGCGUGUGCGCAUGUGCUUUGUCAACUAUUGCCUACACAUCAUGAGAUUCUUGGGAUUUGUAUCAUUUCCCAUUUCGCCUACUGUGUUAUCUCCUAAACUGCUACUACCAUUUCAUCGAUUAUCCUUUUCAUCCAUGUCUGUUGCUACCUGGUUCCUGGUGGUACUGGUAACUGCAGCCAUAGAUACACCUGCUAGUACUGCUCCACCUGUGCAAGAAAAUAGAUCGUUACACAUUGUAACACAGUUUCCUAUGGGAGAUGGUCAAAGAUAUGGAUUUUAUCCUCUAGAUCCAAAUACAACGAGGGAAGGUGCCCUUCGAUUUAAUCACCUUACUAUAGAUCCUGCAACAGGAAGAUUAUAUGCAGGUGCCAUCAACAGACUUUUACAGUUAGAUUCUAAUCUCAGACUGGAGGAAUAUGUUUCCACAGGACCUAGAUUGGAUAAUCCCCAGUGCCAUGCAACAGGCUGUCCUUCCAGAGACAUAACUACAUCUUUAAUGGAUAAUGUAAACAAACUAUUAAUCGCUGAUCUUGAAUCACAAACACUGAUUGCAUGCGGUUCCCUUCUUCAAGGUGCUUGUGAAAAGUACAAAAUGUCAAACAUAUCUAUUAAGCCGGAAUUCAUUCCCCAUAGUGUAGCAGCAAACGAUGAAAGCUCUUCUACAUAUGCUUUUAUUGGGCCCGAAAAAUACAAUGCUUGGGGACAAACGAAUAUACUCUAUGUUGGUACUACAUUCACUAAUAGAGGAGAUUACAGGCAUGACGUGCCUGCUAUUUCUAGCAGAAAUCUCCACAAUUUAGAAUUCGCGGAGUAUACGUUCAAUAAACAGUCGAUCGUAUACAUCGACGUGAAAUAUCGAGACCAUUUCCUGGUUAAAUAUGUAUAUGGGUUCAAUGCCAAUAACUAUGCAUAUUUUGUAUUGGUACAAAAGCAGUCUCAUCUUCCUGAAGAAGAGGAAAAGGGUUACAUCUCUAGAUUGGCUCGAAGCUGUAUCAAUGAUCCAAAUUAUGAUAGUUAUACAGAAGUGACGCUACAGUGUACUGUUAAUUUGGGAGAUGGAAAAUUGCAAUCUUAUAAUUUAGUGCAAGACGCGAAAGUGGCACCAGCUGGUAGUGAUAUAGCCAUGCAAUUGGGUAUUUCCGUUGGUGAUCCCAUUUUUGUCUCCGUAUUUUCUCCAAGUAGAGGAAUCACAAACGAACCACUGUCUCGGUCAGCACUUUGCGUGUACAGUUUGCAAGAGAUUGAAACAAGAUUUACUGAAAAUAUCCAUAUGUGUCUCAAUGGUAGUACUAAAUAUAGAAACAUGGGAUAUGUCAGUGGUCCUAUACAAGAUGGAAAAUGCCCUGCGGCAGGAACAGCAGGCAACAUUUUGCACUUCUGUGAAGUGGGUUUGAAAAUCUCCGGAAUGUCACCGAUUGUGGGACAAGCAAUUUUACAUUUUCCUGACGAAUUCAUUACCUCUGUAACAAUAGCUAAUACAGAAAGUCAUACCGUUGCAUUCUUGGGUACUAACGAGGGUUCUCUGAAAAAAGUUUUACUUUCUGGAAACGAAGCAUUCGUCUACGAAAAUAUUGUAAUUGAUAAAGGAAACAGAUUGAUGCCUGAUACUUUGAUUUCGCCAGAUGGAGAACAUAUUUACGUUUUAUCGACCUCUAAAAUUUCUAAGGUCCAAGUUGAACAUUGCAGUAGUUAUACUAAUUGUAGCAGUUGUCUAGACGCAAAAGAUCCUUAUUGUGGAUGGUGUUCAUUAGAAAAAAGAUGCACAGUUAGAGGAGAUUGUCAGAAAGCAAGUCAUAGUAGUCCACGAUGGUUAUCUUUAGGUACAGGACAACAAUGCAUUGAUUUCGAGCAAGUUCUUCCAGAUCGUAUGCCCAUCAAUCAAAUGACCACCGUUCAUUUAACAAUCAGAACUUUACCCGAAUUACCAGCAGGCGCAAAUUACAAAUGUGUUUUUGGUAACGCGGAACCUAUAGAUGCACUAAUGACUGGAUUUGGAUUAUCUUGUCCUACACCACCCGUACUUGAAAGACCGAAUAUACCAGACGGGGCCGAUCAUGUUCUGGUACCUUUAUCUGUGCGCUCUAGUGAAACAAAUAAAGAUUUUGUCUCAAGAAAUUUCGCUUUCUUCGAUUGCUCUAGGCAUACCGUGUGUACAGAGUGUGUAAAAUCUCAAUGGGCCUGUAGUUGGUGUGUAUAUGAUAAUAAAUGUACACAUAACACAAGUUGUCAGGGUAUUAUUUCGGGAGAAAACAAUCAAGCAAAUUUAGCCGCGCACGGAGCACAAUACUGUCCAAAGUUCGUUCAACGCCAGGAACCAUUGAUGUUACCUAACAGUGUACCCAAAGAGAUAGUGCUCGAGGUUGAGAAUUUACCGCAUCCUCAAGUAGGACACAGUGGUUUCCAAUGCAUCGUCUCGAUCGAGGGUGCUAAUUUAAAAGUACAAGCCCGUGUCGAUAGCAGCCGUUUUAUAGUUUGUGAUAAAACAGUUUACUCGUAUGAGGCGGUCACUGGUGAAUACGAAGCAGAGGUAACGGUUGUCUGGAACAUUAAUCAUCACGUGGACAAGACUACUAUCAUCCUUUAUAAGUGUGAAGUGUUGGGUUCGCAUCGUGAACACGCAGAUUGUUCCCUUUGCGUGACCAGAGAUGCGCGUUUCGAAUGUACUUGGUGCGGUAAUAGUUGCGUGUACCGGCAUUCUUGCUUGCACUCGCCAUUCACCGAGUGUCCGAAACCGAGGAUAGAUAUGAUUAAACCUCUCAGUGGACCAAUCGAAGGUGGAACGUUGGUCACUAUCGAAGGUAGUAAUUUGGGGCUGAAAGAAAGCGACGUGGAUGGAAAAAUACAUAUUGGUAACACACCAUGUACUUUAGUCGAUUAUGAAGUGUCCGUACGCAUCGUUUGCCGUACAGGAAGACACGAAGCAACGGACACUGCCUCUGUAGUGGUUGGUAAUGAUGCUGGUUACACUGAAAGCGCAGUGUUAUUUAAUUACAAGGAUAUACGAUUGUCUGGUGUUUACCCAUCGGUUGGUCCACAAAGUGGUGGUACGCAACUUGCCAUUACUGGAAUGUAUUUGAAUAUUGGUAGUACUAUAUCAGCCUAUCUAGACGAAUUAGCGUGUCAUGUUAACGCCACGCAAGCGAGUAGUACCAGAUUAACUUGUGUAACAAGUAAAUCUGAUAGAGUAAGAAGAAUCGACAGACUGACUCUUAGCAUAGACGGCGCGAAUCGCACUUUAAUUGGUAAUCCCUAUAACUACACUCAUGAUCCUACUAUUAUGGAGAUUAAGCCACUGACAAGUUUUGCUUCCGGUGGUCGUAUGAUCACCGUUCACGGCACCAAUCUAGAUACUAUCCAGAAGCCCGAAAUGGAGGUAUACUUCGACAAUGAACUACUGCCAGUAAAUAGGACUGUUUGUACAGUAUUAAACCCGACGCAGAUGGAAUGCCCAAGUCCUAGUGUUGCUAAGCGGUUCAUGACUCUUCGACGUAACAAGCGUGCUACUGCUAAUAGCCAAAGCACACCACCUCAAUCAUUAAAGUUAAAGGAAUCUCAAUUAUCCUUGAAAAUAGCAUUUAUUAUGGACAAUGUGGAAAGUGUACGAGAUUUGGAAAAGCAUUUUAAGAGUCUUAGAAAUCGCUUACUUUAUGUGGAAGACCCGAAAUUUCUUGCCUUUCCGCGUAACAUUAAAUUAUAUAAAGGUGAUACGCUAGUUAUCGAGGGGGAAAAUUUGAUUUUUGCCAGCGACGAGUCUGAUGUGAACGUUACUGUCGGUACAAUGCCAUGUAACGUGACUUCGCUUGCUCUAACUCAAUUGGUUUGCAUUCCUCCUGAUCAACAACCAGCUGAUACGGAUGAACUUGGAAUUAAAACUGAAAAUGGUUUACCCUUGGUGGUAGUACGCGUGGGUCGUAGCUUAAGGUUCCCCAUUGGUUAUUUGCGCUACGAAGUGAUUAAAUCUUAUCCGAUCCCACCGGAGGCAAUUGCUGGAAUAGCUGCUGGCACUUUUGGUCUUGUGUUUCUGUUUGUUUUAGUGUUAAUAAUAUAUAGAAGGAAGAGUACACAAGCAGAGAGAGAAUAUAAAAGGAUACAGAUACAGAUGGAUACUCUGGAAAGCAAUGUUAGGAUGGAAUGUAAGCAAGCAUUUGCUGAACUACAAACCGAUAUGACUGAUUUAACCGCUGAUCUGGAGUCAUCCGGUAUUCCGACUUUAGACCACAAGAAUUACAUUAUGAAAGUAUUUUUUCCGGGUGUUACGCAUCAUCCUAUAUUAAAUGAUCCUAGAUCACGUAGUAAUGUGUCUCGUACAAACUACGAUGCUGCCAUGAUCCAGUUUGAGCAACUGAUCAAUAAUAAAUACUUCGUAUUAACGUUCAUCGAAACCUUAGAGGCUCAGAAAGACUUUAAUAUUAGAGAUAAAGUGAAUGUUGCAUCAUUACUUAUGGUCGUCCUGAUGGGUAAGAUGGAGUAUGCGACUGAUAUACUCAUGAAUCUUUUACUAAGACUUAUCGAAAAGGCAGUGAACACAAAGCAUCCUCAGUUGAUGCUUAGAAGGACCGAAUCCGUGGUAGAAAAGAUGCUAACUAACUGGAUGGCUCUUUGUAUGUACAAUUACCUUAAAGACUAUGCAGGUUCCUCUCUAUUUUUAUUGUUCAAGGCAAUAAAGCACCAGAUAGAAAAGGGUCCUGUAGACGUGAUCACGUACGACGCUAGAUACUCGUUAUCUGAAGAAAGGCUACUCCGUGAGCAGAUUGAGCACAGUGUGGUCACUCUGCAUGUCGUCCAAGAUGAUCUCGAUGAGAAAAUCCAGUGCAAGGUGUUAGAUUGUGAUACUAUAAAUCAAGUGAAGUCCAAGAUCCUAGAUGCUCUCUACAAGAAUACUCCUUUCUCACUGAGGCCGUCCGUUCAUGACGUAGAUUUGGAAUGGAGACACGGUAGAGGCGGACAUUUAACUCUCCAGGAUGAGGAUCUCACGUCAAAGUGCAGCGGCGAAUGGAAAAAGAUAAACACGUUGGCGCAUUAUGGUGUAAAAGAAUCAGCAGUGAUGUCGUUGAUUCCUAGACAAAACGAUGGUUUUUCCGUCGCCUGUAAACCACCGUGUCACAAUUGUAAACCAUCGCACUAUCAUCAUCAACAGCAGUCCAUUCACCACCAUGCACAUCACCAUCACCUACAUCGUCACGCGAAUCACUGUUCGUCCACGCAUCUUCCAUCCACACCUAAUCACAAUCUAAUCAGUCCUGUAAUGUACAAUCAUCCCGUUAGCGGUUUAUACUUCGAAUCUCAACAUUCACCGCCGAUCAUAACAGCAAAUGGCGACGUAGAAAGCGGUCAUGGAGGUAAUCAACGAUUAUAUCAUUUGGUAAGGCCUAUAGAAGAAAGUCACUAUCCGCCAGGUAUGGGUUUUACCGGUAGCAAGCAUCAUCAUCCAGAACGAACACACAAAGCCAUCCCUGAAAUAUUUUUAACGAGAUUACUAUCGACGAAGGGUACCGUUCAAAAGUUCGUCGAUGAUUUUUUGAAUACGAUUUUAACAGCGAACGAAGCAUUACCCAGUGCUGUAAAAUGGCUGUUCGAUCUCCUAGACGAUGCCGCGAAGCAACACGGGAUCGUUGACCCGGAGGUACCGCACGCAUGGAAAUCGAAUAGUUUGCCGCUUAGAUUUUGGGUGAAUUUUAUUAAGAAUCCAGACUUCAUGUUCGAUAUAAAUAAGUCCACGACGGUUGACUCGAGCCUCUCCGUGAUAGCGCAAACAUUUAUGGACUCUUGUUCGAUGACGGAACACAGGCUGGGGAAAGAUUCACCGUCGAAUAAGUUACUCUUUGCCAAGGACAUACCGCAUUACCGAGAGAAAGUGGGUCGUUUUUAUACAGAUGUACAAAGACUGCCACAAAUCACUGAUCAAGAAAUGUCUAGUGCCAUGCAACAGCUGAGUGCGUCACAUGCGAACGAGUUUGAUGUGAUCGCAGCACUAAAAGAACUUUACAUCUAUGUCAGCAAGUAUUAUGAACAAAUCCUAGAGGCCUUGGAGACAGACGCGGGCUGUCGUAAAUUACAUCUAGCCCACAGGCUAGAGAAUGUCGCGUGCACACUCGAAGGAGAGGAAACCAGUGCCUGCUGACACAACCUCCUCAUUGCUAUCCCAGGACCCGUCAAUCUCUCCAGAAACACUGACUAGUGCCUCCAUUUCAUGCAUCAGAUACACCUCGUUACAUAUGUACAAAUCUACACACCAUGUGAAUAACAAUGCCGUAAAAAAUACGUGCGAUUUCGUUAAGGCUAGUCAGGCGAUAGUUUUUCUCAGGAUAAAUUAAUCCUGGCUGUAGUAUUUACGUCUAUAUGUCAUGGCCGUAUCGAAAUACGCUCGUACACACGUACAGAUGUUAGCAAAAUGGUAACAAAAGAGAAAAUGAUGAACUCUAACCCUUAAAUCUGAUCUGUUUUUAUUAAUAUUGUAUAUUUCAUUUAUUUUACUAUACAUAUAUAUAUAGUAUAUUUGUAACAAAUUAUAAGAAAACGACGAAGGGAAUCUCAAUGCAAUCGGUGGAAUCUUCGUUAGUAAGGGAUAUAAUUUAUCUUAUGAUCGAAAAACUAUAUCUCCGGUGACGUAGCUGAAUAUUGGUCCGCCUACGCGUUUUAAGGAUUUGAGAUGCAAAAUUCGUGCAAAAAAUACUUAUUAAAAAAAAGUAAAAAAAAACAAAUGAAAAUUAACGAUUUCAUUGUUGGCCGAAUGUCUAUACGUGUAUACGUAGUAUAUAUAACACGAAGAAAAAUAACGUGUGGGAACGUUAAAUAAGAGAAAAAGCCAUAGUGUCCACCAGACUGUCUGUACAAAGGGAGUACGGCAGCAAGUAGUCUGUGAUCCGAGCACGAGUGGCUAUGCCUACUAUCUUCAUUACGAUAUAUAUUAUUAAUAUGUUAUAUAUUAUAUAUAUAUACAUAAAAAAUAUAUAAAGCAAAGGUCACGCAACAUACACCUCCACGGAUUGUAGUGAGCUAGUUAGAGAGGGUCUAUAUAUGUAUUAUAAGUUGAGGGUAAAGAACCUUUUUUCAGAAAAAAAGAGAGAACGAGCGAGAAAAAAAGUGAGUGGGAGAGAGAAAGAGAGCGUGAGAGAGCAAGGAACGACACUAAAUUAAGGCAAUUAAAGUAAUGUUAAAUGAAAGGAAAAAGAAUUGGCUUCUCAAUUAAAAGUUGUGAGAGCAGUUCAGACUACUCUAGGCCUAUCUGCGUAUAUUUAGUACAUAAAAAAAAAGAAUUCUUUUCUAUUACAUUUUUUGUUCAUUUUUCAGUCUGUUUUUAUUUACUUUAUAUGAUUACAUUUAUAUAUGUAUGACUGUUGCUACGAUCUGGAAGGCCAUUAUGUGGAUCAUAUAAUGAUUUUACAACUACUAUAGGAGCUAUAUUAUAUCUAUUAUUGCUCUUACUACCAUUAAGUUGUAUUAUUAUCUAUAUAGAUAUAAUUAUCGACUAAUUGCCCAUUCAACAAUAGUUAUUAUGGUAUAUUGUUAAGCGUAAAGGAAGCACAUAAUAGAUGCAAAGAACGAGAAAGAUCUUUUAUAUUGUAUACCGGCGAGGAAGUUUCUAGACUCUUAAUGAACGCGAAUUAAAAAAAAAAGAAAAAAAUGACAAAAAAGAAAACACAGUAGAAGGGAAAAUUUUAUACAUGUCUGGUUGUAUUUUCGCCGGUUAUUAGAGUUUCAGGAUUUUUCGCCAGUUGGUCAAUAAUAUCGCGGUUAAAUGUAUCGGGAAAAAAAGGAAGGUUUAACAAGACACAACGAUGAACAGUAUUUUUCUUGGGAUUACAUCGCCAUUUUACUUUACCUAAGACUGCCUCAGUUUGAAAAAUUGCAUUUUUUAAAGGAAGCAUUUAAGUGUCCCUGAUAAUAUUCGUUAUUCCAGUGUAUAGGUAUUUAAUAACAGUUCGAUUCACUGCCCAUUGCGCACUGCCAAUUUUUCUCCAUGCGCUUUUUUAGGAACUGUUACACCGGAACAGACCUACUUAAACGUUCGAUUGAAUCGCGUAACCAAUUAUUUGAUAAUUUUGUGAAUGGUAGGUUUGGGAAAGCUGAGGUUCAAGCUCACUCUUGUACUUAAUUAACACUUUCGUGUAUUUUAUCUGCUCUACAGUCCCUCAGCUUCCCUGUCGAUUACCAUCAACCUGUGUAUCUCUCUAUUAUAUGUAUUGUAUUUAUUUAUAUACCGAUGACCGGAUUAUCUAUACAGGAAAUGAUACGUCAAUCUGUCCUAUGUGAUUUAAUGUAUUACUUUUUCUUUAAUACACGUCGACAUGCGUGCUGUAAUUUUUCUGAAACAUAAAGUUGUUUUACUGAACUUUUGGUGUACGUAAAACGACGGAAUUCUGUAAUAAUUUAAUUCCAUGUAUAUCAUAUUUUCUCAAUGUAUAUUUCACACGAUAUUUUACAUAUAAUAUGUAACACACAUACAUGAACAAAUGAUAACAGAAUGGAGAAUGGAAUUUAAAUGAGCUUUUAUUAUUUAUACAUUCAUUCUGUUAUCAUAUCUCUUGUAAUGUUUUAGUCGCGUUAUUUUAUAUGUAUUUAAAUUACUAUCUCCUGUGGAAUUAAGGUCAGCUUUCUUGUAUAUUGAAUUAAAAAGAGGAACACGUACUGUAGGUUUAGGAGGAUUAUUUUGUCAAGUAUUUUUAUUUGUUGAGCAUAUUCUAUUUGUACAAUGAAUUUAUAGUGGUGAAUAUAAUAAUUAUUUUUGUUUUGAAAUUAGAGACAAUGCAAAGCAAAAUUUUUAGUCCAAAUGAUUCUAUGAAGGUUCUAUCGAUGGAAUGACAAAAUUAAAUGAUAGUAACAUUUACAAAAUACCUUAGGGGAUGAGAUCUUUUUCCUCUACUUUGUAUGUAAAAUUUAAUACAUAUUAAUUACACAAAAGAAUUCAAAACACAUAUAUGUCUUUCUAAUAAUUAGAAAAGACUUGUUUUGUGGAGGUAAUGAUUUCUUUUUUUAAAUAAACGUACGAAAUAGAACAUUUUUCUGAAUGGUGUUUGUAUUUUAUUUUGUUUAUAUGAAGCUAUUAGAUAUAGUCUUCCAGAAAGAAAUUAAUUAAUUUUGACUGGAGUAAUGGAUUUAUUUUUAUAAAUCAUUCUGUUGACAGUAGUAUUUAUAUUAAACUUAUAAAUAUACAGAUUAUACAUAAUAAAGAUACGUGCUCGCUCGACUCAAUUUCAAUAAUAUUAAUUUUACGAUUAAGUUACUAUCACACUUUAUCGUCUAUAAAAUAUUUUUAAUUCAACGAAAUAUUUAUUAUGGAAUAAAUUAAAAUGAUAGACAGAAAAUUAUUAUUCUUAUUAUUUAAAUAGGAAUCUUAGUCUUGUUAGUUUUUGAAUAUUUUUGAGUUAUUUUGAAAACAAAAAUAUAAAUAUUCAUAUAUUAACAGUAAUGAAUUGUAUAAUUACAAUUGACUUUUCUGAUGGUACGUACAAUCACUGUUUAUUAGUUAAAGAUUUACUGAAGUAGUUGAAAAUUCUUUUUUUAUUAAACAAUUUCGAAAAAAGAGACCUCUUUUGUUAGUUAAAUUUUGUUAAUUUAAUGAUUAAAAUAAAGUGAUGGAAAAUUAUAGAACAAAUUGUUAUAAUGUAUAAAUAUAAGGAAAUAUUUUUCCUCGUAUGAGUACUAUUCCAUAAUAUUAGUGGAAUUUUUUAGUUGCUCUACAUUAAAUUAAUAUAUUGUUAUACAAAACAUGUAACGAAAAUGUCUGGUAAUGAAGAGCGAUAGUUUGUGUUGUAGCUUACAAAUUGUUAAGCGUAUAUGCAUGGGUACAAUUGAACGAACAUAUUGCAAAUCCUUCAAUUGUGGAUGGUACGGUUCCAAUUGUAUAUACUCCAUAAAAUGUUAAUUAUAUUACUAUUAUUAUCGAUAUCAAUAUUUUUAUAUCAUCGAGGCAGGGAAGAGCUAGAAAAAGAAACAGUAUAUAUUAAUGAAACUGUUGGAAUUGUAAAAUUGACUUGC
This is a messenger RNA of Bombus pyrosoma, 10903 nucleotides long. It is a transcript of the gene PlexB, whose product is annotated as plexin-B. Bases 936 to 7046 code for a protein of 2036 amino acids. Gene Ontology annotation, biological process: sensory neuron axon guidance; regulation of GTPase activity; motor neuron axon guidance. The record is from RefSeq and is a predicted model, not a curated record. The transcript is spliced from 8 exons. Gene Ontology annotation, molecular function: protein binding; semaphorin receptor activity. Lineage: Eukaryota; Metazoa; Arthropoda; Insecta; Hymenoptera; Apidae. Gene Ontology annotation, cellular component: semaphorin receptor complex.